Molecule: messenger RNA, 2080 nt
Organism: Scomber scombrus (Atlantic mackerel)
Lineage: Eukaryota; Metazoa; Chordata; Actinopteri; Scombriformes; Scombridae
Product: ras-related protein Rab-37-like
Exons: 9
Coding region: 298-984 (228 amino acids)
Cellular component (GO): endosome; Golgi apparatus
Molecular function (GO): GTP binding; GTPase activity
Source: RefSeq, a predicted model, not a curated record
UCUUGACUGGUGGAUGCCGUGGCGCCGCUGAUUUUUUUCUUCUUCUUUUCUUCAAGUUUUGACUGUCGCCUCCGUCUUUUUUUCUUAACAGGCGAUAUUAAGGUGUGAUUUUCUCUCUGUCUUGGGAAGUGCCUUGUGAUCAUUUUGUGGCCACACGCAGUAUGCACGCAGAGGGGCUGGAAGCUGGCGGAGACUCGGACUGAGAUCUCACAGACACCGUGCGCGCGUCUUUCUCUCUUGGACACAUCUCGGAGAUAACUGUGGUUUGGCUCUCUGCACUCUUUGCUUGGCUCUGCGAUGUCCACAAGGAAGGCAUCGUUGACGGACAAGCAGACUACAAACGGCACGUCAAAAUAUGUGUUGGAGAGAUGCGCUUCUAUUAACGAGUAUUAUGAUAUUUCCUUCAAGGUGAUGCUGCUGGGAGACUCGGCCGUGGGGAAGACGUGCGUCUUGGUGCGCUUUAAAGAUGGGGCCUUUCUGGGAGGCAACUUUAUAGCCACCGUUGGAAUAGACUUUAGGAAUAAAGUGGUGGAUGUGGACAACCUAAAAGUCAAACUCCAGAUCUGGGAUACAGCUGGCCAAGAGAGAUUCCGCAGCGUAACGCAUGCCUACUAUAGAGAUGCCCAGGCAUUACUUCUGCUUUAUGAUAUCACCAGCAAGAUGUCAUUUGACAAUAUCAGGGCUUGGCUGACAGAAAUACACGAGUAUGCCCAGAAGGAUGUGGUCAUCAUGUUGCUCGGCAACAAGUCAGACAUGGCUGCAGAGAGGGUCGUGAAGACAGAGGAUGGAGAGAAGCUGGCGAAGGAAUACGGAGUGCCAUUUAUGGAGACCAGCGCAAAGACAGGAGUCAAUGUGGAGCUGGCCUUUCUCGCCAUAGCUAGGGAGCUGAAGCACAGAGCGACACAGCAGCCGAGUGAGCCCAAGUUCAAGAUACACGACUACAUCGAGUCUCAGAAGCACAAGUCUGGCUGCUGUGGCAUGUAGCUGAUCCUGAUCACAAGUCAGGGAGAGACACAAAUAGAAAGAGAAAGAGUGAGAGAGGGAAGGAGGGAGGAAGGGAGUGAGAAUAUGGUAAAAAAAAAAAAAAAAAGUCUGAUCUCUAACAAAAGCCAGUCCCAGCUCCAAACCUGAGAUGCGGACGUUCCUCCUCUUCACCACUGAGCUUUUAGCUGAAUGAACCUGGAUUGGACGCCAUCCCUUAUCUGAAAUGUGAAAUUAAAUCACUUUUAUGUCAUAUGUAGAGAUGUUUGUGGUCCUUGUGGUGACAGUUGUAUAGACAUAGUCAGGAGUUACAGUCUGAAAUGCUAUAUCCAUCAAAAAGAAAAAAAACAGCACCAUUCUAUACUUGAUAAACAGCAGUUUUAUAUAUGAACAAUCAAUAUGACUGUUGGUGUGGAUAUAGCUUUUUUUUUUUUACCAUGCAGCUCUUCGUUUGUUAUUCAUCCCAGUUUAACCAGGCUGUGAACUGAAUCCCUUUUGGCCUUACAGUCUUCAUCUUUCUUUAGUGUGUUUGAGAUAAGUGGACUUCAGUCUCACAGUCAGAUUGUAGCUAAAAUGAUCCCGUCUGUUCACAUCUGUACUGCUGUUAGAUAGAAUAAAGCCAACGUUUUGAGGGCACUUGCCCACUGUGUGUCUGUCUGUACCUUCAAUUCAGGGCUAGUGAAAUUUCAUUCAAAGUACUGUACCUGUAAAUUUUCUGGAGCAUCAUCCAAUUGUUGCACCCGGAUAUACUCAAAGAGAUUAUUGUCAUUAUUUCUUGAUUAGAGAUUCCUCAGCAUACCUUUUUACCAUGUGUCGCUCACACACUGACACGUGACAAACACAGCCUUCCCUGAACAUCGUUGUGUCUCCUUUAAUGAUUGAUGUUGUUGUCUAGACUCUACAGAAGCUGUAUUUGUUCACGCGCCGCAUCGUGUAACUUUGUUUCUUUGUACAAUGUUCAUUAUGAAUGUUUGCUUGUCGAACUUGCUCAAUGUCACAUUUGUUCCUCUUGUGAGGCGUCACGGUGAUCACAAAGUGCCAUGAAAAAGUGCUUUGUUAUCAUAUUAUAUAUACAUAUAUAUAUAAAAAUAUAUUUUGU